AUGAAGUUCUUACCAGUUCUGGCAGUGAUCGUGCUCUGCCUGGCAGCAGCUCAAGCUGGCACUAGUCGUCCCCAGCUGGUCCGUCUGCACCAAGUUACCCGACGGGAGUACAACGAACUGCUCCGACUGACCCAAGGCAAGGAUGAGGUUUCCGAGGCCCGUUUGCUCAGCAGCUCGAUUGCUGGCAUCAAGGGUUUGGCCUCUGGCUUCGCCGCUGGCAACUUUAUUCCGGCCAUCUUCAGUUCCGGUUCCAAGGAUCAGCCCAAGAAGGGUCGCCCUCUGUGCGUGAUCUCCGCCAAUGAGCUGGAUAUUAACCAGGAUGACGAGAGGCGCCUAGGUCGUGUGGUGAGCAUCGAGUACGAGCCGAACUCCGACUCCAGCUCAGGAUCAGGAUCGGGCAGUGGAAGUGGUCAUGGCAGCGGAAGUGGACAUGGAAGUGGUCACGGUGGUGGACAUGGAGGUGGUCAUGGAGAUGGAAGCGGUGAAGACGACGAUGAUACGACCACGGUGAACUGCAUCCUGAUUGUUAAUGGCACCGAUUCAUCGACCAAGCCAGGACAUGGUAACGGAAACGGGCAUGGAAAUGGACACGGACACGGACACGGUCAUAGUCCCAAGCCAGGCUUUUACCCACCUCCACCACCGUUCUAUCCUCCCUACUAUGGCUACCCACCCUUCUAUCCACCUCCGCCUUACCCCUACCCACCACCACCUCCACCACCACCCAACCACCACCAUUCCGGCGGAGACAAACGAUCGGUGGGAGAUGAUGAAGAGGAGGAUCUGAGUGGUCUGAUCGACGCCUACAACAGGUUGUACUACCAGCGCAAGGGAUUCACUCCGAGGAGCGGAAAGUACUCGAAGGUCAACCAGGAGACCUCUGCCUAUCAGCCAGCCAGCUUUCCCAAGCAAGAGUACGCCUCCACUUAUCCCAAGGUGAUCCGCAACUAUGGACUCACCCAGCCAGCCCCCCGUCUAUGUGCGAUCUCCCCAGGUUGA
Drosophila ficusphila is the source of this 999-nucleotide messenger RNA. RefSeq names its product heterogeneous nuclear ribonucleoprotein U-like protein 1. NCBI's taxonomy places the organism in Eukaryota, Metazoa, Arthropoda, Insecta, Diptera, Drosophilidae. The record is from RefSeq and is a predicted model, not a curated record. The coding region runs from base 1 to 999 and encodes 332 amino acids. The transcript has 4 exons.